This is a messenger RNA of Gasterosteus aculeatus aculeatus (three-spined stickleback), 638 nucleotides long. Its product is annotated as neuropeptide B. NCBI's taxonomy places the organism in Eukaryota, Metazoa, Chordata, Actinopteri, Perciformes, Gasterosteidae. Gene Ontology annotation, biological process: feeding behavior; G protein-coupled receptor signaling pathway. The record is from RefSeq and is a predicted model, not a curated record. Gene Ontology annotation, molecular function: G protein-coupled receptor binding.
UAUAAAGAGCGCGCAGACGACGCGCAUCGCAUUCGGCUCGGAGCUCGACGAGGAGAUGAUGCCCGCCACCUUCGUGUUCCCCGUGCUGGUCGUCUCCUUGCUGGCGGCCGGCGGUCCGUCGGAGGCUUGGUACAAGCAGGCGGCCGGUCCGAGCUACUACUCCGUGGGCAGGGCGUCCGGCUUGCUGUCGGGCAUUCGGAGGUCCCCGUACGUCCGGAGAGCAGAGCCGGAGCCGGCGGACAGCGACGAGCCGGCGGACGAAAACGCGUUUGCGCAACUCACGGCGCAGAACUUCAUCCUGAAGACGAUGCCUGUUUGCAUCAAAGACAUUUCCCCAGAUCUGCAGAGCUGUGAACUGCAGGAGAUCACGGGUUCAUUUAAGUGCAAAGCGGACAUCUUCCUCACUCUGGACUCAGCCGACUGUGGAGGGGACUGAGCAGCAGAGCCGACGGCUGGACGAUGAAAAGGCUCAGAGACAAGUCCCUGUAUACGUCCAAGUUUAACACCAAUACUGCACUGGACGGAAGACAGACCUUCAUUCAACAUUUCCUAAAUCAAUAGACCCGUGUUGAACUUUACUCUGUAAAAGUAAUGUAAAUAAUCGAUGAGUUUUCAUUAAUAAAUGAAUCUUAAUGCAA